CAAAAAGCAAGUACUAUAGGCAAAAGUUCAAUCAUGAAAAGAAAGUAGAUCUAGAUCAUCCAUUUUGUUGGAGCAGCACAUACACAAAGUUUCGGUCGUAAUGUACUGGUUGUGUGUAAAAAGAGGUAAUAAAACUUCGACGUUUAUUCGGCCAUGACGACAUUUUCUUGGCAUCAUUUUUCUCGAAUUUUAUUCUCGACAGCAUUUCUCGUCGUCUUUCCCGGCGUAUUAGUUCAAGAUGUUGGCGCCAUUCGACUCGUCGACUCUGUCUUGGCCAGAGAUGGCAGAAGGAGCGCCAGAACCUCUCUCACCAACACAAGCAACACAACGAACGCCAUGUCUGCACAAGGGAAUGUCACCAAUGUACCCACACUCGACGAAAUAUCUGCGACGAUGGAUGGCCUAGACGGCAAAAUUCAGAAGCUGACCUUGCAGUUGGAUGGGAUACAGCAGAAAUAUGGCGACAAGUUUUGAAUCUUAUCUCCUAUGGAGGUAUGCUUUUUGAUUUUUUCCUCUUCUAACCUGCCAUCACUUCCUUGUUUUGAGCGCUGAGAGUCUCAAGAGAGGAGAGUGUUGAGAGCGUUUUGUCUACACACCUAGUUUUUUUUUCUUCUAACACCGCAUCUAGACUUCAUGCACUACAGGGUUAGUAGUCUAACUUGCUUCCAAUCUUCUAACACCGCAUCACUUCCUUGGAAAAUGUUACUGCAACCGGCCUCAAGGAUCUCGGAACUAUCCAGCAGGGCUUGCGGGAUGUACUGGCGACAAGUCAAAAUAAUUCAGCAGCCGUAGCAAUACUGAGUGGGAAUGCAGCAACGGUUGCGGGAAUGCUCAAAAACAACUCCGCGAAAUUAGCCCAAGAAGAACAAUACCUCACAGAAUUGAGCACGAGUUUGAAUGUGCUGGGGAGUAGGUAUUGCGUUUUUUGGUUUCUGACUUAGGGACAACUAUCUAAAGAGCUGUCUAUAUACCCUUUAUUUUCUGACUUAAGUUGGUGCUGCCGCAUAAGGAUGACACUUUAAGACAGCUGGUGCUAGUUCGUUAACAAAUAUUUUGUAUUCGUAGAGGUCGUGAAAUCAAGAUCAACCCCUUCAUGAAUAAUGAUAAUCCUCUUUGAGGCAGGUCUUUGGAGGAACUAGAACUACCACCCCUACCGCACACAGUGGCCUAGACACAGCCGCCAAAGUCGAGAAGCUUGAGGCUGCUGUCAACGAGACUGUCCCAACAGGAAAAUUGAGCCAAGCCAUGGACGUUAUCGAAAAACGUAUGGACGACUUCGAAUUGGCCCUCAAAAACGGCGUGGACGCGCAGAUUCAAGGCUAUCUUGGCGCAGCUUUGGACGAUAUGAGAAGUGAAAUCAGACAGGUGGGAAAGAAGACGGGUGGGGUGAAGUAAGUUGUAGACGCAUACUGGUAGGUAGAAGUAGAGUUUUUUCCUAUAUAGCAAUGAAUGUGAAGGGCACGCUGGACACUGGCUUCACGUCGCAGAGAAAAAGAUUCAAUUAUUGGGAAGAAUAACCCGCACUUGCGGAUCAUGAAGUCCGAGUUUGAUUGUUUUUUCCAUUGAUGUGAUUGACGUGCAGAACAAGAAACCCUAGAAAAUAUAAUUCGGUGGCGAAGAUACAGUCUUUCGCUGGUGCCUACAUGCACAAAC
Amoebophrya sp. A25 is the source of this 1653-nucleotide messenger RNA. The record is from the annotation of a GenBank genome assembly. Lineage: Eukaryota; Dinophyceae; Syndiniales; Amoebophryaceae.